GGAAUCAACGUUCAACGGAGCUUCACGCAAUUGCUUCAUUGUCGUCUUCCCCGCCCAUGGCUGCAGCGCACUCACAAUUUCCGCCAUACUAGGUCUUGCCGCCGGAUCCUGCUGCCAUGCCCUUUCCAUGAGAACCUAUAUGGCAACCUCACAUCCUUUGGGACGUUCCGGACGGAUCCCGUCCAGCACAAUGGCUCUGACCGUAUCGUUGUCCAAAACGUGUUCAAAAGGUACUUUGCCAUCUGCGAUGACUUCCCACAUCGUCACUCCAAAGGAAUAAACGUCGCUCGACUUUGAAGAAGCAUGUCCUCUGAGCCGUUCUGGUGCGGCCCAGCGUGCCGUUCCCGGACCUUUUUGAUAAGCCUUGCAUCCCUUGGAAGAUGAGAGAGCCCGUAUGCCUGCAAAUCCAAAAUCCGCGAGCUGAACGUGACCCGAUCCGUCGAUGAGGGCAUUGGCAGCCUUGAUAUCAUCGUGCACGAUAUUCUUCUUGUGCAUGAAGGCGAGUGCCUGGGCGACUUCGUAAAGGAGCCGCAGUUUGGUCUCUGGAUGGGUGCGAACGUAUUGCCGGAGGGUCCCGUUCGGCAUGUAGGGACAUACCAUGAAAGGGGGUUGAGCGGUGACGCUGGCUCCGAUCAAUGGCAGAAUGUGUGGGUGUCGCAAAGAAUACCAGAUUUUCACCUCAUGUUCAAAGUUUCGCCGGUCCAUAUCGUCUUCCAGCUCGUCUUUCAACUGCUUUACCGCUAUUUUUGUGUUCCCGUCCAUGAGACCAUGGUACAUCCGCCCGAAACCGCCCUCGCUGAUCAAGUCUCCCGUCUCAAUUUCGUAAUGCGUCAGCGUCCAUUUGUGCACCUUGAUUUCGUUGCGAUCCGUGAGUUAAGACACGCUCAAGAGCGCUUCGUAAGCUGCAUUCGCAAAUUUUCCUGACACAUCCACCGUGUUCUUCUUCUUCGCCAAGGCUUGCAGAGCUUCCCGCAUUUCUUUGCGAUGAACCUUGAUCGCGUUUAAAAUCAGAUUCUGAUUGGCAGUCAGAAGGCUCUCCAAUAGAAAUGGAAGGUUGCUUGAUCUCCUUGUCGAGCCUCCCGAUCCACUCUUUCGUCAACAGCGAGCGCCAACUGCAGAUCACCGGCUAGCUGCGUCAAUUCCACGCCAAAUACUGUGAGUUGAACCGAUAUAUCCUCAUGCCGGAUGACUUGCUCUAGGAGCGUGCGCUUGCCAAGCUUCUCAACGUGCUGCUGGAUUUCUUUGAGCAGUCUAUGAGACAUGGGGUGUGCAACAUUAAAUAUAAUUAAAUAUCUCACAUAUCCACGGAUUCGAAACGAAACCUGCACAGCGCCUUCUCAUACAUACCUCUGUACUGCUGUCAGUUGCGGAUUCGAGAUUGCGGGGAGCAACUUCAACUGAACUGUUGAACGCGAUCAUUCAGCCGCGCACACUGCAGUUUGUUACAUGAAACAGUUUGCACAGCGGUUGCGACAGCACGAAUUUAUAGUGUACACGUCUCCAAGCGAGGGAUACAUGUUGACCUUUCUCUUGCGCAGUGGCAACCCGUAAGGGAGACAAGAUCGAAACUUCCAUGUUUUUGUUUCCCUGGAAUGUUAGCUUUUCCUAAGUGCUUCGAUAAAUCGGACACUAUUUUGGGAAUGCCCAAGUUGUCAAUGCAGUUACCGUACGGUUGGAACUAAUUAUAGCUCUUUGGCACAAUAGGAUACUAUAUUUAGGACAUUGCCAAAAGUCAAAACACUGUUGAAGAGUGAGAGCGAUUUGAAAGGAUCUGUUGAGGAUCUGAAAACAAUGGCUGCUUACUACCAACAGGGGUGUUAUCAAUGAGCCGCCCGCUUAUUCUCCGUAAGCAUUUAAAGUUUGCGCUCAGUUUCUAUAUGGAACGAUCACUCUUUAAGGUGUUCUUCCUUUAACCAGCCAAAUAUGCUCGUCGUGAGCACAACAACCGUCAUACCUAGCAUGUUAUUAUAUGCUCUCAGUUUAGCUAUCGGCUUGCUGAACGUUUUGCAUACCAUUAGAAGGGUUCUCAGUCCGGGUCACAGAACGAUCGCUUACUUUUCCACCGCGUCCCAAUUUAUUAUGCUCGUCUCCUACGUGAUAUCAACCGUAAACGCUGUACAUUAUGCGAGGGGAGAAUACUCAAAGUACCAAUAUGGCGUGUACCUAUCCGAAUUGUUCCUCGUCGCUGGGUCGUUCAUGCUGCUGCGUAUUGCUGAAACCUAUUUACCAGUGGUUCAGAUUCACAUGGGAUAUAAUGCGUCGUGGAACAAAGCUGUACGAGGAUGGACAUUAGCUCUAUUUUCCUUUGUCCUUUCGGGGAUUAUUGCCGCUACUGCUGCCCAACAAAUACUGGAUCCGACCAAGGAAAUACACAAGUGGCUGUUUGCAGCAUGGGGACUGUAUGCUGCGGUGUCGGCCGCUGCCUUGUCGCUGCUCGUAAUCCGGUUGGUCGUGAAUGUGAAAGCGGACGUGAGUCUUCGAAACGCGGGACGAACCGGACUCGAGGCUGUCAAGUUUCUUGAGGGUACGCUCAAGAAGGCGAUCCUCGCAGCGUCGAUAGCGGUUCCUGGUGCCAUUGUACUGGGUAUAAUAUCUGCUUUUCCCUACAGUAUUCUCUUGGAUGGCCUUUGUACUUUUUAUAUAUCCCUGUAUUGCGCCUGGCUGUUUCACAUGAUGUAUACCAUCAGAACAGUUAUCACGUUCACACCAUCACAGGGGGAGUAUGCAGCUCCGACAAGGCUGGUAAAUGGGGUGGAGGCUGUUGAGGAGAGCCGACGGUCGGAGAAUGCAAUAGCUACAACAACAGUAAUAACAACAAAGCGCAGAUCCAUACGUGAUAUAUAGCGGAUAUAGGUAUAUGUACAAUUGACACGCUACAGAAACAAAGUUCUUGUAAACGGAUUAGUUAUCAAACUUCAAGUUGUGAUAUAAAUCUUGUAGCUGUCGCCUCUCCCUCUCGGUAAACCGGUAGUCACAGCCAAUACGACUGAACUUCUGAAGAUUCUUGGUAUUGGCAUUGCGUUGCAGCCACAUCUUGAGACUACGUUUGGAGAUUUGCUGCACAAGAAGAUUUCCAGGAUCAGCAGCUGGGCAGGGAACACAGACUACAUUGCGUACAGUUCACCUACUGGACACGAAAAAAUCCAUAAUGUCUCAAGCUCAGGACAAGACUCUUCCAGUACUUUGAGCACUCUGGAAGUAACGUACGAUCCUUCGAACAAAAACAUAUUUCGGAGUUUUUUGCCACUUUUACGAAUCAAGGGAACCAAGCUGCGUUCUGUCACGGAAUCGCCGCAGCUGACUGUGAACUCUUCAAGACCUCGCCCAUGCGCUGCUAGCUCAUAGAUGCCAGUAUCUGAAAUGCAGUACUGGCCGAGAAGCUGGACGAUAACGAGAUGGGGAAGAGAGGAAAUGGCGCUCAAUGAUUCAUCGGUGAUCCGACUAAUUAGUAAGUCGUCCGCGCCUAAAUGGAGUCCUGUAGGUGGGAUAAAAAAGAUUAGAAAACUAUGCAAGUACCCGAAUUUGGUUUUAAUUAUUCACCAAUUGUCUUAAUGCUGGGCAACUUUCGGCAAUGAGCUGAAACCCGUGCGA
Messenger RNA from Spizellomyces punctatus DAOM BR117, 3591 nucleotides. RefSeq lists its product as uncharacterized. NCBI's taxonomy places the organism in Eukaryota, Fungi, Chytridiomycota, Chytridiomycetes, Spizellomycetales, Spizellomycetaceae. Bases 1924 to 2844 code for a protein of 306 amino acids. The record is from RefSeq and is a predicted model, not a curated record. The transcript is spliced from 3 exons.